This is a messenger RNA of Cyprinodon tularosa, 1123 nucleotides long. It is a transcript of the gene rmdn1, whose product is annotated as regulator of microtubule dynamics 1. Gene Ontology annotation, molecular function: microtubule binding. The coding region runs from base 77 to 1003 and encodes 308 amino acids. The transcript is spliced from 10 exons. The record is from RefSeq and is a predicted model, not a curated record. Lineage: Eukaryota; Metazoa; Chordata; Actinopteri; Cyprinodontiformes; Cyprinodontidae. Gene Ontology annotation, cellular component: cytoplasm; spindle microtubule; mitotic spindle pole.
CGUUUGCCGCCGCUUCGCUGCCCCCUACGUUGGCUAGCUUUUAAGUUCCUGCUUAUUGAGCUGUUGGACCUGACAGAUGAUGGCUGGGAGGGUUUUAACACGGAUUGUAAGCAAGACUCUGCUGGAUCUUACAGCCAGCGCUAAAGGGAAAAGAAGCAGGGGAAAUAUCCGCCUCUUGUGGAUUAAUGCGAGCCGGGCAGCAGGAGCUCAGAGUAGCGGUAAAGCAGCAUUCCUGCUGGGUCUCCCUCUGCUGUCUGGUUUGAGUUAUCAGGCUUUCCUCGCUGUGCGGAGUUCAGCCGUGGUGUGUGCUUUAGAUAAAGCUGAGGUGCUGGAGCAGGCGGACUACCUGUACAGCUGCGCUGAGACAGAGAAGCUUUAUCACCUGCUGCUGCAGCAUAAGGACAGUGAGGAUGCUGAGUUCCUGUGGAGGUUAGCCCGGGCGUCUCGGGAUCUCUCCCUGCUGCCCGACACGGACGCCGGGAGGAAAAAGCAGCUGACGUUUGAAGCCUUUGAAUAUGCAAAGCGGGCGUUGGAGAGAGAUGAAAAAUGUUUUGCUGCACACAAAUGGUAUGCUGUUUGCCUCAGCGACAUCGGGGAGUAUGAGGGAGUGAAGGUUAAAAUAGGAAAUUCAUACAUCAUCAGGGAACAUCUGGAGAGGGCCAUUCAGCUCAACCCCAAAGACGCCACAUCCUUACACAUUCUAGGUUACUGGUGUUAUGCCUUUGCCGAGUUGCCAUGGUACCAGCGCAAAGUGGCAGCUGUCAUUUUCUCAUCACCGCCUACAUCUACGUUCGAGGAGGCGUUGGAGUUCUUCCUAAAGGCAGAGGAAGUUGACCCAGACUUCUACAGUAAAAACCUGCUGAUGCUGGGGAAGACGUACAUGUCCAUGAGGGACAAGGAGAAGGCGCUGCUCUGGCUGACUAAAGCUAAGCAGUACCCGGCUCGCACACUGGAGGACAAAGAGGUCCAUAAAGAAGCAGUGGAACUCCUGAAUCAGCUUUGAGAAAUAUCGCACUACCUCUGCGUGCCACCGGAGGCCUUUUCACACAACUGCUGAACCAAAUCCAUUACUAUGAAAUGAAGCAUCAGGAAAUAUUGGGGUUUAUAAUUCCACAUGACUUAA